Messenger RNA from Lachancea meyersii CBS 8951, 1299 nucleotides. The record is from the annotation of a GenBank genome assembly. Lineage: Eukaryota; Fungi; Ascomycota; Saccharomycetes; Saccharomycetales; Saccharomycetaceae.
AUGGAAAAGUUUGAUAGACAGCUGCGGAUUUGGGGAAACCACGGACAGCAUUUCCUUGAGACAAGUAAUGUAUGUGUGGUCGGGUCGUCAGCUUUAGCAUGCGAAAUUUUGAAGAAUCUGGCACUACCGGGCGUGAAGUGCUUCACCAUGAUCCUCAGCGAAGCCGACGAACCUCAACUGGACGAAUUUUGGGAUAUGAGUGCUUGGAAUGUUACUAAAGUCAGCUGGGAUGCAGUCCAGAUGAGCUCUUACUCGUUCUGGGAGAAGUUCGCACUCGUCAUAGACACCACCGGACACAAUGGCUAUUUGAAAACGCUCAAAGAAAUUAGGAAACCGCCUGUCCUUUUAUGCCAAAUGUUGAAAAAUAACGGUUUUGUGUCCUUCCUUUCUCCGGAACCUCAUUUUGUUGUUGAAUCUCACCAAAAACACCGUGUUCCUGAUCUACGCUUAACAGAAUCUCGCGACGAUCUAUCUCGUUUUUACACGAAGCUGCUCGAGAACGCGCCAGACUUAGCAGACUAUCCCUUUGCUGCUAUACUGUACCAGGCUCGUGAGAAUGUGGAGAGAAAAUAUCCAUUUCACAGCAUUAGCCGAGAAGAACUCAAACGCCAGAUUAUUUACUUACAAGAAAACACUUCGCAAGGCUUUCAAUCGCCGAGUUUCUCUGAAGCUUUACGAUUUGUGCAUCUCGCCCUGCCAGGAUUUGAACCCCUACCCGAAAAUGUCAAGCAAUGCCUUCUGCUGAGCGACAAGUCGUGCGAAACUCCUUUUAAUCGAGGCGCCCAAACCCUGCUUCGAGCUUUGGACUCAUUUUUGAAAACGCCGCACAGUAGAGGUCAACUGCCAAUCUCUGGCGUUGUUCCAGAUAUGGAAACAAGCUCCGAAUUAUACACCGCCCUUCGAGGAGCCUACUCAGCAGCCGCUGAACGUGAUGUCAAGAUUUUCUACGAUCUGGUCUGUCGAUCAGACCCACAAAUUCGAUUAGAAGAAAUCAGGCUCUUUUGCAAAAACUGCCGUUACAUAAAAGCAGUCGAACCAGUUCAAGACUUGUCCAAGCUUGAGGCUUAUUUAAAUGAAGGCGAUGGUGUUUCUAUAUCAAUUUUCAAGAGCAUUUUUGAUUCCUGUUCCACCAAAAGGAUGAGCCCGAAUGAAGUAAGAAGAUACUAUCCGUGCAUAUCAUUCAUGGCCGGCAUUGCAGCUCAAGAAGCGAUAAAAAUAAUAACCCACCAAUUUGUACCUCUCGAAAACACGCUAUUGUAUGAAGGUGAUUCUGGAGAAGUCAAAACAUUUAAAGUCUGA